Pedinophyceae sp. YPF-701 is the source of this 558-nucleotide messenger RNA. The record is from the annotation of a GenBank genome assembly. NCBI's taxonomy places the organism in Eukaryota, Viridiplantae, Chlorophyta, Pedinophyceae.
AUGACGCACAAGUACCGCGGCUACCGGGACUUCGCCCUCCCGGAGUCGUUUGCCUUCUGGGGACGGCCGCACUACGGGGCGCUGCUGACGCCGCCGACGACCGAGACGCACACGAGCUUCUCCCCGCGUCGCGGAGAGACGCACGGGUGGACCUCGCGCUCCAGCGGGUCGCCGGAGCCGCACAUGCGAGUGCGUGGCACCGCCAACCUGGAGACCACGGGCAUGGUCGGAUCGCCGGUGCACCGCGGGGCGCGCUCGGCUGCUGCGUCCCCCAUGCUAGGGUCCACGACAGGGGCCUCGACGAUCAACUCGCGCCCCUCGACGGGGCUCGGGGCGACCGCGCGCAGCACCGCGGCGUCACCUACGUGGAAGGAGUGCGCAGCCAUCGACGGCGGCGUGCGGAACCUGUGCUCGGCGUGGACGCCGUCCCGCCCCACCUCGCCCGUCCGUGCGCACGGCAAGCACGCCGGGAGCGACGCGUGGUCGACGCAGUACAUGCGCAUGACGGACAACAUCCCGCGCGCGCGCACCCAACGCCUGCCCAAGCUGCACCUGUGA